Molecule: messenger RNA, 2631 nt
Organism: Dipodomys ordii (Ord's kangaroo rat)
Lineage: Eukaryota; Metazoa; Chordata; Mammalia; Rodentia; Heteromyidae
Gene: Fyttd1
Product: forty-two-three domain containing 1
Exons: 9
Coding region: 92-1045 (317 amino acids)
Biological process (GO): mRNA export from nucleus
Molecular function (GO): mRNA binding
Source: RefSeq, a predicted model, not a curated record
CAGUGCGGCCAGUCUGCGUGCGUGAGUGGGAGGUGGCAGGCCUCUGACUCCGGCCUUCCCUGCUGCCCGUUCCUGCGCGACGUUUACAGCCAUGAACCGGUUCGGAACCCGGUUAGUGGGAGCCGCGACAACCCAGUCACCGCCGCCGAAAGCCCGCAGCAAUGAAAACCUGGACAAAAUAGAUAUGUCUUUGGAUGACAUUAUCAAAUUGAAUCGAAAGGAAGGAAAGAAGCAGAAUUUUCCAAGACUAAAUAGAAGACUCCAGCAAAGUGGUACUCGGCAAUUCAAGAUGAGAUUACGGUGGGGAAUCCAACAGAAUUCUGGCUUUGGUAAAAGUAAUCUUAACCGUAGAGGAAGAAUAAUACCUGCAAAGAGACGUCCUUAUGGAGUUGUCACUGGCCUUGCGGCUAGGAAAACACCUGGAAUUCGAAAAGGAAUUAGUCCUAUGAAUCGUCCUCCUCUCAGUGACAAGAAUAUAGAGCGAUAUUUUCCAGUGUUAAAAAGGAAGACAAACCUUCUGAGACAAAAUGAAGCACAAAGGAAACCAGUUGCAGUUCUCAAGAGGCCUAACCAGUUAAACAGAAAAACUAACCUUCCAGCUAAUUUUUCCAGGAGUGGAAAUAAAUUAAGCCAUCAGAAAGAUACUCGCCAGGCAACUUUUCUUUUCCGAAGAGGCCUGAAGGUUCAGGCCCAGGUGAACACAGAACAGCUGCUAGAAGAUGUAGUAGCAAAGAGAACGCGUCAAUGGCGUACUUCCACUACAAAUGGAGGAAUUCUUACAGUAUCCAUUGACAAUCCUGCAGCAGUUCAGAACCCAGUCGCUCAGAAACCAAGAUUAACUCGUACUCCUGUACCUUCCUUUAUGACAAAACGAGAGCAAUCUGAUGUAAAGAAAGUUCCUAAAGGCGUUCCCCUACAAUUUGACAUAAAUAGUGUUGGAAAACAGACAGGGAUGACUUUGAAUGAAAGAUUUGGGAUACUGAAGGAGCAAAGAGCCACUCUCACAUUCAACAAAGGAGGAAGUCGCUUUGUAACUGUGGGAUAAGCUCCCUUGUCAAAGGAACUUUUCAGUGAUGACUGUUUGAGAAGUUGAAUUGCUUGAAGAAUUCGUCACAGAAAUUCAAGAAACUUUACUUCAAAAUAUUUAGAAGGCUAAAUAACUUUUAUUUUUGAAGGUUUUUUUUUAAUGUAUAAAAUAAUCCCAUGAAAGAAUAACAGGGAAUAUACAUAUAUGUUCUUAAAGAUUUCUUGGUUGGCCCAGACAGAACAAUUCUCUCUUGGCUUCUUUGGUGCCUCAAGCAGCAGAAGGAAGACAGAAAGAUAGAAAUUGCUUAUUUUUAUGAGAGUGGCAUGUAGGAUCUCAUCACCUUUGCCCAUUUUUUGGCUCUUGGCCAUGGUAAAUCUUAGUUUUGGAUAUAUAUGUAGCCCCCUUUGUUGCUGUCAUUUACCUUUGAAUAGUGUUGAUAUAAGUGCUGUUGCCUUUCUUCAUUAGUUAUAUAUAUUUUUUUUUUAAAAAAAAAGCUUUUUGAGAAUUUCAAUUUUGGCUUUCAGGAUUUAUGGAAAUAUCUGGAACUUAGUUCAUUUUUCAGAUAGAAUUAAGUUAAACUCCCAACUUUUAAUUUUUUAAUGUUGAACUUUUAACAGGAAUGUGGUUCUCUUAUAUUAAUAUGUCUCAGCUUAAAAUGUUGAUGUUUCUUUACUAUAAAUGGAUAUUUACAAAGUUAUCCAAUACUUUAGAGGAUAAGGUUGAUUGUAAAAUACUAAAAGUUGUUGUUUGAUAAAUGAAGAAAGCAUUAAAGGAAAUAGCAAUUUGAAAGACCAGAAACUUAGAUGAAAUACUUCAAAAUACCAGUUAUAGGUAUAUUCUUUGGGUUUAGUGUCUACAAAUUAUUCUUCAAAUGAUAUUUAUAAGAAAAAAUUUUAAGAUGGACUGAGUCACUUAGAUAUUUUGAUAGUAAACUUAAUAGCCAUAAGUCCUAAACUGUUCUUAUUCAAAGUUAAAAAUUGUAAUCUAUUAAGCUUGCUAAAUUAACAAUUUCUAGCUCCAAAAAAUAUACUUGUUUCAAAGGAAAAUUGCCAAAUUGGAAUUACAUUGUACCAUUGUUGUAUACCUUGUAUUUUGAUUUUUUUUUGUAUGAUACUAAGUUCAGACAUUUAUAGGGAGAAAGUUUUUUUCUGACUCUGGACUGGUAAGCAGAGUUGGUCUGAUGUGCCAAGAUAAUGCUAAGACUCCUCAGACCAUUGUACAUAGAUUAUAGUAAAAUGCCAAAAUGCAGCAAAAUAUUCCUGGUUCAAUUGAACAAGUUUGGUCAGUUUGAGGUUUGACCUUUAGUUUGCUAUAAUUUGUAUAAGCCUGUAGGUGUUAGGUUUCUGGUGUUUAAAUGUUGACUUUUUCUAUAAAGCAAAAUUUACCACUCCUGUUUUCCUUGUAUUGUAUAUUAGACUUCAUUGCCUCUCAUGCUCCUUGGUUUACUCGGUUUAUUCUAACCAUAGAAUGCGAUCAGCAACAGAUUCAUGCUUAUACCAAAGAAUUAAAUCUGAUCCUUAAUGCCAGUACUUCUGUUUAAUAAGGAAUUACUUAUUGGGAGCCAUCACAGAAUUUGAAAAUAAACUCUAGUCUCUCCUUCACUA